Molecule: messenger RNA, 1194 nt
Organism: Sapajus apella (tufted capuchin)
Lineage: Eukaryota; Metazoa; Chordata; Mammalia; Primates; Cebidae
Gene: CCNI2
Product: cyclin I family member 2
Exons: 3
Coding region: 484-1161 (225 amino acids)
Source: RefSeq, a predicted model, not a curated record
GAAUUCCAUUUCAAGCCUAUCUGAGGAGGGCGCUCUCGCUGCUCGUUUACCUGGUCUUGUGUCCCUAAGUGUGUACUGUGAACUAAGACCCAGGGUCUGUAGCCGGCAGUCCUGGCCCAAGGCAGGCGUAAUCUCCAGCCGCCCAACCCCUGGCUGGGGGCUCUGCGCAAGAAGCGCGGCCGGCAGGGGGAAGAGGUGUUCGGUAGGCAGCAGCCGGGAUGCAGGGAAAGCCAGGGAUCCGUCACUCGCCUGUGCGCGCCCCGUCCGGUUGCGUCCUGGGUGCGUGCCGCCUACCCGCGGAGCGAGUGCCCGGGAGGCGCGGCCAGGUGCGCCAGGGGCAGCUCCACAGCGAGCGCGGGGGGUGGGGCCCGCCGAGCCUGCCCCCUGCCUCCCCGGGCGGCGCCCCCAGCUGCAGUGUUUCGGGCGCUGGGCUAUAAAAUACCGAGUUAAGCGGCGACUUGGAUCUAGCAACCUGUUCACACCAUGGCCUCGGGCGGGCGGCUCCCGCCGCAGCCGUCGAGCUCGGAGGUCAGCGCGGUCCAGAGCUCAGGCAGGCGUCCCGGGGCGGGUCUGGAGGAAGCAGCCCUGGGCUUUCCUCUCCCGCCGUCUCCCGGUCAGGCCCGUCUGCCCCCGAACACCCAGAGCAGGUGCCCUGGGACCCGCCAGCCCGGAGCCUCCUCUCUUUCAGCGCCGUCCGCGACAGUGCUCCUGGGGCCCCGGCUCGGAACGGAGCCGGCUGGGCGAACCGCAGACCCGGUCCCCGCCGACGCCCCAGCGCGGGCUCCGCAGCCCGAUCCACAGUCCCUCAAACCGCGCAACCUGGAAGGCAUCCUGGACGAGUGCCAGCUGCUCCGCUACUUGCAGCUGGCCCAGGACCGCGAGGCGCGCCUGUGGCAGGGCGGCAAACCCCAGAAUGAAAUCUGCAACGCCUUUGAGGAAGUCGUGCUGUGGCUUCUGCGGCUUCAGAACAACUUGUACUUCUCCUGUUCCACGUUUAACCUGGCCCUCACCAUCUUCAGCCGCCUCCUGAUUUCGGUGAAGGUAAAAGAGAAAUACCUGCAUUGUGCCGCAAUUGCUUCCUUGAGGCUUGCCGCAAAACUUAAUGAAGAAAAUGAGGUAUGCAUCCUUGGAAGUCCACACUGGGCUGCGUUUGAGGUAUAGUGGUAUAACAUUGGAGCACUCUGGUUUCCCGAC